Messenger RNA from Lentinula edodes (shiitake mushroom), 944 nucleotides. RefSeq lists its product as uncharacterized. NCBI's taxonomy places the organism in Eukaryota, Fungi, Basidiomycota, Agaricomycetes, Agaricales, Omphalotaceae. The record is from RefSeq and is a predicted model, not a curated record. The transcript is spliced from 4 exons. The coding region runs from base 1 to 912 and encodes 303 amino acids.
AUGUGUUCAUUCCCGGUUGGAACUGCUCCGCUUUUGACAACAGAUUCUACAUUUGUCCCACCCAUCACAGGCAAGGGUCCUCCAUUCAGACACUUGUUGUCCACGAAUGAGACGCCGCGACUUUUCAUGCUCAUUGAUCAAGAUUCUCUACCGUCAUUCUCCUCAGACCCUCUGACACUGCUUCCCGAGUGCUCGCACUUGACGAGCUUUGAUUCGAUACCAUCUACCCCUCUGCCCACGCCGGUCUUGCUCAGUCUUGACAUGGCCAAGCAGCAGGCUCUUCACCCUCAAUUUAAAGAGGUUCAUCUUGACACAGUUGGGCGAUACAUAUGCAAUGUCGGAUUUCCUACUUUUCAACUUGAUGACCCCGACCAGUCUUCCGAAGACGUCUUUAUCCGUUGCAAAACAACGGAUAAAAAGAUAAUCAACGUGAAUUAUACGAAGGGCCAGGAAGAUCACCAUCCGCAGUCCCCAUAUCCCAGCUCCGGAGAUACGGUCCUGUCUUGCUGGGAAGCUGGUUCUCAGUUUUCCUAUCAUGGGUGCAACCUGGAAGCAUUCGACCCCAUCUCUUGCCAACGGUGCCAAAGGGGAUCCUUGUCGAUUCCGGAUCGUGAGCAAGAUGCAGUUGUGCGACAGCAUGUGGGGCAAUGUUAUGCAGCUCAACGGAUACGGAAUAGCUGUUACGCACCGCGCGUCGGCAAUAAAGUCUUGACGCCGGACCUAUUAGAUAUACCCCAGGUUAAGGUAAAAGAAGUUGAGGACCUGGAGAAGGUUAUGGGAAGAGAUGGGUUAGUAACAGGAGAUCUGGAUGAGGACGAACGAAGAGCGUUUUUGAGUGAUCCCAGUGGAGCUCGAGGAGAGCAACCAUCCGUACUGGAGAAGAGGAGAGGAGAUGAGAUGAGAUUGAGAUAACGAGUUGGAGGCGUGGGAGCGCCGAAUGCAAA